UUAUGUAAAAUAAUAAAAACCAACUUGUAAACUCGUUUCUUCUCUCUCUCUCUCUCUCUCUGCUUUCAAAAUUAAAAAAUUCAUUUUCCUAGAGAGAGAUUGCCACUGUUUAGGUCCCGAUGUCAAUCACUGACCGUCACAAUCCGAGCGCGGAGACAAAGAAGAAGAAUCUCUUCAGGCUAUUCCCUUUCUGGCAGAGGAAAACCACCACCACCUCCUCUUCUUCUCCCUCGUCGACUCAGAAUCACCCCACCCGCCACCGUCAUCGGAAUAAUACGGAGCCGUCCUCCUCCUCCGCCUUGUCUGUCUCUUCCGUCGCGAGAUCGAUUCUCCCCGCUCGACGUCGUCUCCGGCUAGAUCCUUCCAGCUAUCUCUAUUUCCCUUAUGAAGCUGGGAAGCAAGUGAGAAGCGCAAUCAAGCUUAAGAACACUAGCAAGUCUCAUACUGCCUUCAAGUUCCAAACAACUGCACCGAAGAGUUGUUACAUGCGUCCUCCUGGUGGUGUUUUGGCUCCUGGAGAGAGCGUCUUUGCUACUGUGUUCAAGUUCGUGGAACACCCAGAGAACAAUGAGAAACAUCAGUUGAACCAGAAGAGCAAGGCUAAGUUUAAGAUCAUGAGCCUCAAAGUCAAACCCGGCGUUGACUUUGUCCCCGAGUUGUUUGAUGAGCAAAAAGAUCAAGUCACCGUGGAGAGGGUUCUUCGGGUCAUUUUUCUUGAUGCAGAGCGCCCAAGUGCUGCACUGGAGAAACUGAAACGUCAACUUGAAGAAGCUGAAGCUGCGGUUGAAGAAAGAAAGAAGCCUCUGCCGGAGACAGGACCUCGCGUGGUCGGGGAGGGUCUUGUCAUUGACGAAUGGAAGGAGAGAAGAGAGAAGUACCUUGCUAGACAACAAGUCGAAGCCAUAGAUUCUUCUUCCUAAAAUGCAGAGAGAGAAACGUGGAUUUUUCAUUUGCGAAGGUGAAAGAUCCUCUUCCCCAUCAUCGUUUGCAGACUGUACAUAAUUGUAUCCGUCUAUUUAUGUGUGUUAUAUAAUGUCUAGAGUGAGCUACUUUGUGGUUUCUUGUAUGUCUCUGUUUCUUUGUGUGAUUCACGCCGUUUUCGUCAAAUUUUGUUUCGGUUCAAACGAAUCUAUUAAUCGAUCUAGAGUCGAACCA
This is a messenger RNA of Raphanus sativus (radish), 1155 nucleotides long. Its product is annotated as vesicle-associated protein 4-1. The record is from RefSeq and is a predicted model, not a curated record. Lineage: Eukaryota; Viridiplantae; Streptophyta; Magnoliopsida; Brassicales; Brassicaceae. Gene Ontology annotation, biological process: endoplasmic reticulum membrane organization. Bases 120 to 920 code for a protein of 266 amino acids. Gene Ontology annotation, cellular component: plasma membrane; endoplasmic reticulum membrane. The transcript has 7 exons.